Molecule: messenger RNA, 363 nt
Organism: Encephalitozoon intestinalis ATCC 50506
Lineage: Eukaryota; Fungi; Microsporidia; Unikaryonidae
Exons: 1
Coding region: 1-363 (120 amino acids)
Source: RefSeq, a predicted model, not a curated record
AUGAAACCGGUGGACAUAUAUGAAUACUAUGUCGAAAGAGUUGUUGAAAUUUUGAAAUUAAAGGAGAUUAGAAUGCAAAUGGAGGAUAUAAAGAGGAUGGGUGUGACUAUAGCUGUUUUUGACUUUUGUGGAAAGAUUCCGCUGGUGCACAAGCUGUUCGUUGGUGUGAAAAAAGAAGUUUUUGUUGUGUACGAUGUUUCCAAGUGUAGGGAGGAAAUAUACGAGGCUUUCAAAGGACAUGAUCUGAUCUAUGUCCUAGAAGACAUUCAAAGCGCAGAAAGCAAUAUUUUCUACAAAUAUAACAAUGCCAUCUUCCUCCUAUUUGAUCGGUUUAGAUUCAUCCGGUGCAUGAAAGAAGGUUAG